Molecule: messenger RNA, 3619 nt
Organism: Dioscorea cayenensis subsp. rotundata (Guinea yam)
Lineage: Eukaryota; Viridiplantae; Streptophyta; Magnoliopsida; Dioscoreales; Dioscoreaceae
Product: F-box/LRR-repeat protein 4
Exons: 8
Coding region: 1357-3183 (608 amino acids)
Biological process (GO): SCF-dependent proteasomal ubiquitin-dependent protein catabolic process
Cellular component (GO): SCF ubiquitin ligase complex
Molecular function (GO): protein binding
Source: RefSeq, a predicted model, not a curated record
UUUCAGUUUCUUGGAUGCAGUCAUUGACUGUCAUCUUAAUGCAAUUUUUUUCAAUUGAUUUAUUAGUCCUUUUUUUAUUAAAUACAAAUCACUUGGAAGAAAGUGGAUUUAAUAUCAUAAUCAUGCCCUUUUUCUUCUUUAGAUCUAAUGUCAAUAGAAAUUAUGUCGAAUAUAUUGGGUUAAACAACUCCAUAUAUCAUGAUGAAGCACAGAAGCAUGCCUUGUAAAUUCUGUACUGAGAAGAUAGACAUGCAUUUCUUUUUGCCUGACGCAUGAUAUUAAUUUUUAUAAUUUGGUAAUUGUCAUUUAUGAAAUGCUUUAUGUCUUAGGUAAAAUGUUUCUGCCUUACAUUUCAAUUCUUCGAUGAUCGACUGACUUUUUCUGGCAGGGUUAUAUACUUAUAUUAUCUGUCAACGUGAUCUUUCACUAACUUGACUAGUUUUUUCCCCUAUAAAAUGCCAGCCUCUUGAAGUAAGACCAUCUUUUGCCUCAGGUUUGAUGUUGAAAUUAAAUGCAUUGCAUAUCUCUUUUGAUGAAAUUCUUCUCCUAAUUUCAUUAGAGUUUUGUAGCUUAAUUUCUGUGUUGAAAAGAUAGGCAUGCACAUCAUCAUAAAAGUUCAAAUAUCCAUUUGUCAUUCCAUGAGGUUUGAAUUAAUAAAUACUUUGUUUAUUAUUGUUAUUCAUUGAAUGCUUUAUAUCUGUUUCUAUAAUGCAACUCAUUCACUAUGUUUUCUGUGCAAUUUUAGAUAUCAAUGGAAACUUUAUGCCUUUUUUUUUCAAUAAUACUGACCCACAAAUGAUGGACAUGCAUAUCAUUACAUCCUUUUGAUGAAAUUAUGCAGCUGGCUUCAUUAGCAUUUUAUCUUGAAUUCUUUGUUGAAAAGGUAGUCAUGCAUAUGACUGUAAAACUUGAUCCUUUUUCAUUGCAUAAAGCUUGCCUUAAUGUCUAUACUUUAUUUAUUGCUGUUAUUUGUAAAACGCUUCGGGUAUUUAGGUGAAAUACUUCUUCUAUCUUCUUCUAGCUUCUUCUAGCUUCAGUGCAGGGUUGAAGAUUGGAACAAUCAUCUGCCUUUUUCUUAUCUUUCCUGAAUAAUUUUUCUUUUUUAUAAAUUUCUCGAAGUUCUGUUAAAUCAAUCUUCUUUCAGACAAGUAGAAGGGUGUAAGAACAAAAUGAUACAGGUGCUUAUUUUUGUAAUGUAAAUAGUAUGAAUUUGAGGGAGGUUUAAGCUAAAUUCCAGGUAUUUAUAGUCAAUCCUUUCUUCUUUCGCUUUCUAUCAACGUUUUCUUUUUUCUUUUUUUUUUCUCGAUAUAUAUAUAUAUAUAUAUCCACAUCGGAUCCGAAGGCCAGCGGCAGAGGAUGAAGGGGCGCGACCUCAUCAAUGUUUUGCUCCCCGACGAGCUGAUCGCUGAGGUGUUCCGGCGCCUGGGAGGCUCCAAGGCUAGCUGCGACGCGUGCGCGCUUGUGUGCCGUCGAUGGCUUGGGAUCGAACGGGCGUGCCGCCGCCAUGUGCGGAUCGGGGCGAACGGGGACGCCGACCGACUUAUGGAGGCACUUGUUCGGCGCUUCUCUGGACUUCAGAGCAUCUGCGUUGACGAACGCCUCCCUAUCUCCUGCCCUUCCCCAUUGGUGGCGCGAAUGACACCGCGAAAGAGGCAUGCAAAACGGUCAUCUGAAGCUAGAUCUACACUGGAAAACAAUGAAUUUGGGGAAAAUGAAGUGGUAUGUAGUAUUUCUGAUGCUGGUUUGGCUGCACUUGCGAAUGGCUGCAAAGGACUUGAAAAACUAAGCUUAAUCUGGUGUUCUAGCAUAACAUCUGCUGGGCUAUCCUCUAUUGCUGAGAGCUGCAAAAGCUUGAGAUCCUUGGAUCUGCAGGGCUGCUAUGUGGGUGAUCAAGGUCUUAUUGCAAUAGGAGAGUCUUGUCAACUACUUGAAGAUUUAAAUUUGUGUUUCUGUGAGGGGCUCACUGACAAAGGUUUGGCUGGAUUGGCGAAGGGCUGUGCAAAUUCAUUAAGAGUUCUUGGUAUUGCAGCUUGUGCUUGGAUUACAGAUAACUCUUUGAAAGCUGUGGCAUCUCACUGUUCAAGUCUUGAAAGCUUGUCAUUGGACUCUGAAUUCAUAAAGAAUGAAGGCAUAAUUGCGAUUGCUGAAGGUUGCCAAUCAUUGAGGGCUCUGAAGCUACUAUGCAGAAAUGUUACUGAUGAAGGCCUACAAGCUGUGGGCUCCUUCUGUUCUUCGUUGGAACUGCUGGCUUUAUACAGCUUCCAGAAAUUCACUGACAGAAGUCUUUAUGCUAUUGGAAAAGGGUGCAAGAAUCUUAGAAGUCUUACUCUCAGUGACUGCUAUUUCUUGAGUGAUAAGAGCCUUGAAACUGUUGCUGCUGGCUGUACAGGGUUGACAUAUUUGGAGAUUAAUGGUUGCCACAAUAUUGGAACUUUAGGACUGGAAUCUAUUGGACGGUCUUGCCCAAGACUCUCAGAGUUGGCUUUGUUAUACUGCCAAAGGAUCAGGAACAGUGCCCUUCUGGAAAUUGGCAGAGGCUGUACACUUCUGCAAGCUCUUCAUUUAGUUGACUGUUUGAGUAUAGAUGAUGAGGCGCUAUGUGAAGUAGCUCAAGGUUGCCGAAAUUUGAAGAAGCUCCAUGUUCGCCGGUGUUAUGAGAUAGGAGACAAGGGAGUAAUUGCUGUUGGUCAAAAUUGCAAACUCCUUCGAGACUUGAGUCUUCGAUAUUGUGACAGGGUUGGUGAUGGGGCACUUAUUGCCAUUGGUCAAGGCUGUCCUCUUGAACAUUUGAACCUUAGUGGGUGCCAUCAAAUUACAGAUGUUGGUCUCACAGCCAUUGCAAGAGGUUGUCCUGAACUCAUCUCCCUGGAUGUCAGUGUUCUUCAGAAUUUAGGUGAUAUAGCACUUGCCGCAUUGGGUGAAGGUUGUCAUGUGUUGAAGGACAUUGUGAUAUCCCACUGUCCUCAAAUAACAGAUGCCGGACUAGCCCACCUUGUCCGGGGAUGUACCCAGCUUGAAACCAUCCAGAUGGUUUAUUGCCCAUCAAUAACAUCAGCUGGAGUAGCUACUGUCAUCUCAAGCUGUAAUCACAUGAAGAAGGUUCAGAUAGAGAAGUGGAAGGUCAGCAAUAGAACUAUGCGGCGAUCAGCUGCAGUCCUCUCUUUCCUUUGCGUGGAGCUCUAGCAAUUCUCAUCAUUUCUCCAAUCUUACAAGCCCAUCAUCGUGCUAUUCAGAAUAAAAAUUCACCAGACAAAAAGCAGCAUGUGUUUUUUUCGUAUUUUGUUUUAUACCGAUCACCCUCCAGUUGGUGGUAGACAUAAUCUUUCAAUGAUGUGAACAUGGAGGUGUUUGUAGACAAGUGCAAGAUCUCUGAUAGGAAGGCACCGCAGAUGGCUUGCCACAUAACAAGACUCCAGGUUGUGUAUUCUAAUUUGUUAGAGUGAUUUUUGUAUUUUAGAGCUUGAAAUGUGAGGUGAACCAGCAAUGUUAAAGUCAGUAUGCAAUUACUGGCUUACCUUUUUUCGGAAACUUUGAAAUAUGUUUAUUAUUAUUAUUUUUGUUUCAGUUCCUGUGCUAAAAUCCAGGUGCUUCUAAUAGAGGUAAAGCAGAUCAUUACUCA